Messenger RNA from Vespula vulgaris, 2614 nucleotides. It is a transcript of the gene nompB, whose product is annotated as intraflagellar transport protein 88 homolog. The record is from RefSeq and is a predicted model, not a curated record. Gene Ontology annotation, biological process: non-motile cilium assembly; intraciliary transport. The transcript has 15 exons. Gene Ontology annotation, cellular component: ciliary basal body; centriole; non-motile cilium. Gene Ontology annotation, molecular function: kinesin binding. NCBI's taxonomy places the organism in Eukaryota, Metazoa, Arthropoda, Insecta, Hymenoptera, Vespidae. Bases 140 to 2614 code for a protein of 824 amino acids.
GUCGCCAUAUUUGACGCCAUCUUAUAUUAUAACUUUGUGAUAAUCUUUGGAUUAGAUUUUUUAAUAUAUACUAUUAAUUAUUUCAUAUAUAAUAAAUAGACUUAUUCAAAGUUUUAGUAAAAAAUUAUAAUUAUACAUAAUGGCUGCAGUUGGAAUUAUUGACGAUGAUAUCUAUACAGGUUAUGACGAUUAUCCAUCCAUUUAUAGUACUAAAGAUCUUGACCAAGAUGAAUUAUUUCAAGAAGCUGUUAAAACCAGUUAUGCGAAAAGAUCAAUACAAACUGCAAAGAUACCAGGUAGUGCAAUGCGCCUUGGAACAUCAAGCGGAUUCAACAGGGCUGGAACUACAGUAUCUCUACGACCAAAUACUGGCGGACUUAGACCAAUGACAGCAGUUAGAGGUGCUGGUUAUACCAGUAAUAGACAAAUGUUUGAUCCUCUUAAUAUGAGCAGCAAUGUUAGAGGGCCUGCACCUCCAUUAGAAAGUAAUAAAGAAAAUACGCCAGAAGAAAAAAUAAAAAUAAGUGAAAGAAAAAUUAUGGAAUUGAUAGAAAACUCUAUUGAAGCAGCUUGUAGCAAUAAUAUACAUGUUGCUUUAGAACGAGCCAGAGAAGCUUCAUCAAGGGAACGUGCUCUUAUAAGAUUACAAGAACAAGCAGGAUUGAGUGAUACUCAUAAUGUUGAUCUGACAUUUGCUGUACUAUUCAAUUUAACAACACAAUAUACAAAUAAUGAAAUGUAUACAGAAGCUAUAGCUACUUAUCAAGCUAUUACAAGAAAUAGAAUGUUCAGUAAUAGCGGAAGAUUAAAAGUAAAUAUGGGAAAUAUUUAUGUUAAAAUGGGACAAUUACCUCAAGCAAUUAAAAUGUAUAGAAUGGCUUUUGAUCAAGCACCAAUAGCUCAUAAGGAUUUAAGAAUAAAAAUAAUGCAUAAUAUUGGAAUGUUAUUUGUACAAAUGGGUCGUUUAGAAGAAGCAGCUAAUAGUUUUGAAUGGGUUAUGAGAGAACAAGCAGAGUUUACAGCUGGUUUGCAUGCUGUGUUAUGUCAUUUUGCAUUAUCACAUAGAGAUAAAAUGAAACGAUCAUUUUUAGAGUUAUUAGAGGUUCAACUUAAUAUUGAUCAAGAAGAAAAAUAUAGUACAAGUGCUGAUGAUAUAGACUCAAACAUAUUACAUGAAGUUUUAAAAAAUGAUGACUUAUCCAAAUUUGAGAAAGGAUUGAAACUAGAAGGAGAGAAAACUAUUCUUUGUGCAGCUAAACUUAUUGCACCUGUGAUUGAAGAUACUGUUUCAGCUGGAUUUGCUUGGUGUGUGGAUGCUAUAAAAUCUUCUGCUUAUGGAAAUGUAGCUGCAGAUUUAGAAAUAAAUAAAGCUAUGGUUUACUUACACAAUAAAGAAACACAACUGGCUAUUGAUACUUUAAAAAAUUUUCAAAAUAGUGAAACUAAAGCUAACAGUGCAGCAUCAACUAUGUUAUCAUUUAUUUAUUAUCUUCAAGGUGAUUAUGAACAAGCUGAAAAGUGUGCAGAAACAGCACGGAAUGCAGAUAGUUAUAAUGCUGCUGCUUAUGUUAAUUUAGCAGCUUGUGCAAUGAAAAAAAAUGAAUUGGAUAUAGCCAAGGAGUUUCUUUUAUGUGCAUUGGAUACAGAUGCUAGUCAUAUACAAGCACUUUAUAACUUGGGUUUGGUAUAUAAAAAACAAAACAUGUAUGAAGAAGCUUUGGAAUGCUUUUGGAAGUUACGUAAUAUUGUUAGAUAUGAUCCACAGACAUUGUAUCAGAUUGGACAAAUAUAUCAUCUUAUUAAUGAUACAGAACAGGCAGCUGAAUGGUAUAAUCAAUUGUUAGGUAUAAUUCCAUCAGAUCCAGGAGUUUUACAAAAGUUAGGAGAAAUGUAUGAUAGUUUGGGUGAUAAACAACAGGCAUAUCAAUUUUAUAGUGAUUCUUAUAGAUUUUUUCCUGCUAAUUAUGAAGUGAUUGAUUGGUUAGGAUCAUAUUUUAUAUCUAUGCAGGUUGCAGAGAAAGCAAUGUUGUAUUUUGAAAAAGCUGUGGAACUUGCACCCGAUGAACCUAGAUGGAGAUUACUGGUAGCUGCUUGCUUAAGACGAACCGGACAAUUUCACAAAGCUCUUUCAGAAUAUCAGGAUAUACACAAAAGAUUUCCGGACAAUAUCGAAUGUUUAAAAUUUUUGGUACGCUUAUGUAGUGACAUGGGUCUUAAAGAAACUCAAUUAUAUGCAACUGAAUUGAAGAAAGCAGAAAAAGCAAAGGAAUUAAAAGAACGUCAAGGAUCUGGUAGGCCUGGUACUACUGGUUCGCGAAAAAGUAACAGCGAUAACUCUUCUCGAGCUGGUUCUGGAAUGAGUGUAUUAUCGGAUCAUAGAAGCAGUCCUAUUCCAGGAAAAAAAGAUAAUCAAGGAUCAAACAGCGGUGGAGUCAUUAGAUCUACUCGAACUUUUAAAGGAGACAAUUCUACAGAAUUGAAUUUUAAUGGACAAACUAGUAUUACUUAUACCGAUCCUAUUGGACCUUUACCUACACGUCCAAUGACAGCUGCUGGGAAAAGAGACGAUGAUUUUGGAGAAGAAGAAUUGGGACCUGAUUUGUUACCUGAAUAG